AUGGAAAUGGCAGAAGUGUCUGUUCAGGUCGGAGUUCCAGAAGAAAGACAGAUUUACCUGGAAACAGAUAAUGAUCGAAUCGUUAUGAUCAUUUUAAUGGUCGUGUUGCCGCCAAUGGCAGUGUUCUUCAAAUGUCGUGGAUGUACUAAACAUGUCUGUAUCAACUUGCUCCUUUAUCUCCUAUUAGUCCUUCCCGCCUACAAACAUGCCACGUGGUUUUGUUUUGUCAAAGGGCGAGAACAUGAAGCUGAGAAUGGUUUUGUUCGAGUGCGGUGA
Caenorhabditis briggsae is the source of this 276-nucleotide messenger RNA. The transcript is spliced from 2 exons. Bases 1 to 276 code for a protein of 91 amino acids. The record is from RefSeq and is a predicted model, not a curated record. Gene Ontology annotation, cellular component: membrane. Lineage: Eukaryota; Metazoa; Nematoda; Chromadorea; Rhabditida; Rhabditidae.